Liolophura sinensis is the source of this 844-nucleotide messenger RNA. RefSeq lists its product as uncharacterized. The coding region runs from base 159 to 626 and encodes 155 amino acids. The transcript is spliced from 3 exons. The record is from RefSeq and is a predicted model, not a curated record. NCBI's taxonomy places the organism in Eukaryota, Metazoa, Mollusca, Polyplacophora, Chitonida, Chitonidae.
UAGAAGUGUACCGAGCAAGAACGAAGACUGCCCUGAGAUCCAAACCGAAGAGACAUUGUCCCUGCACAGGACUGUCAAUGAUUGAUCAGUUACAAAUGGGGUCUAUAUGGUCCGCUGUGACCUAGGUGAUCUCUCCGAGAGAGCGGACCCCUGCAGGCAUGUUAGAGGUCUCGAACCAAUCACCAGACGAGACGCCACGUGUUAGCAAUACCUGGACGGAGAAUGUGACCGACAGCCAGGCGCACAAGCGGACGAACAAGCGUCAGCGCCACGUACACUUCUCGCAGAGCACUGUGGUCAGGGUGAUUGAAGAUCCAGACGCCUUCUCCACCAAGUUCCGAGCCUUUAAACGCUCGUUGGUGAAGAAAUGUCCGUGUCUGCAUGUCGAAGUGUCACCCUUCAAGGAGUUCACCACAGAAACGGAGUUCGAGGAGAAGAAAGGAGACUUGGCUAGAUUUGGCAUGCCUCCUAGAAAACGAUCGUCCAUCGGUGAAAUAGAUUUGUCAGAUCUGAAAUCACAACUGGAGAAACUUCACCGGCUGUCCGAGAAAAUGAUUCAGAUGGCGGAAGCUGACGACAAAUUCCAUGCCGAGGAACUUAAAUGUGUACAUCAUUUCGGGGAAUGAGUUAUGGUGUCGUGUAGAAGGGAUGUACGCCAGUAAUCAUGUAUUUAUCACUUGCAUGGGGAACGUAUAUGUUUCAAUAUUAACCCUACCAUUGUAUUGCAGCAUCAUGUAAUGGAUUGAAUAGGUUUGACGACUUCCGUCCAUAAGUUAACUUGGAACAUGUGAUUUUGGAAAACUUCGAAGCUGAUUAUUUAUCGUCACUUGUUUGUAAAACGACA